ACACACCAUGCCCUCAUCUCACCACCAAUUCACAAGCACCGUUCACCAUGGACAUGAUAGGUACCUCCUCCUCCCGCCGAAGAGCUCUGGAGACACGGACUAUCCGCCAACCGUCGUCCACAAUGCGCUCGUGGGCUAAAAGCAGUCCUCUGUCUUUCAAAAGAACCGCAAAUGUGACCGCAACAAGAUCUGCGUACAGUCCUUCCGUGCUCGCGUCUCCGGAUGGGUUCGAUUUGAGCGCGGCGCUCAACGGAGACCCGACGCGUCAUAACGAGAAGGAGCAGCUCCAUGGGCUCAACGACCGCUUCGCCAGCUACAUCGACAAGGUCCGCUUCCUCGAGGAGCAAAACAAGCAGCUCGAGGCUGAGAUCCAAGCGCUAAAGCAGCAGAAACUGUCGCAGUCCCUGCAGAGCGAUGGGUACGACCGCGAGCUCCAAGACCUGCGCUGCGCCCUGGAGCAGCUCCACAAGGAGAAGGCGCAGAUCAUGCUGGACACAGAGCACAUGGAUGAGGACCUCCAGCGGAUCCGGGAGCGCUAUGAAGAUGAAUCCAGGCUCAGAGAGCACGUGGAGGCGGCGAUCCGAGGCAUGAAGAAAGACAAGGACGACUCGGUUAUGAUGAAGCUGGAGUUGGAGAGGAAAGUCCAGUCGCUCGUGGACGAAAUUGACUUCGUGCGGCAGAACCACGAGGAGGAGAUCAGCGAGCUUCUGGCUCAGCUUCAAGCCGCGCAGGUGCCGGUGGUGGAGAUGAGGGACCUCCAGAAGACCGACAUCACCUCUGCGCUCCGGGAGAUCCGCGCGCAACUGGACGGGCUCUCCUCCAAGAACCUCCAGCAGGCUGAAGAGGUGUUCCAGUGCCGCUAUGCCAUGCUGACGGACGCCGCGGAACAGAACAAGGAUGCUAUAAAGUCAAUACGGGACGAGAUCAGUGACUACCGCCGUCAGAUCCAAGCCAAGAACGUUGAACUGGAGACUCUUCGAGGCACCAAAGAUUCACUGGAAAGGCAGCUGCAUGAUAUCGAAGACCGCCACAACAGCGACGUUGCCAGUUAUCAGGAAAUGAUUCAUCAACUGGAAAAUGAUCUAAAAGGAACAAAAUGGGAAAUGUCUCGUCAUCUUCGGGAAUAUCAGGAUCUGCUCAAUGUCAAGAUGGCGCUGGAUGCUGAAAUAGCAGCUUACAGGAAACUACUGGAGGGUGAGGAGACGCGCUUCCGUACCGUCUCCGGAAGUAUUUCAAGCGCUGCGUUUGCAUACAGCCAGCCCAGAUCCUCUAAGGUCAAACAUAAAAUAGUGGAGGAGAUCAUUGAGGAGACUAAAGGAGAGAGUGACAUCGAUGAUGACCUGGCGGAGGUGGCGAAAGAGGUGGCAGAAGAAGCUGGUGAGGGUGAAGAGGAGAAACAGGAGGAAGAGGAGGAAGAGGUUGUUGCCGCCAGUCAGGCCAAAGUGAGUUCCGCCGCUCCUGAGGGAGAAGAAGAGGAAGAGGAAGGAGAAGAUGAGGACGAAACAGCAGAAGAAGGAGAGGCGGCUGAGGAGGAAGAGGAAGAGGAAGAAGAGGGUGAGGAAGAAGAGGCACAAGUGGAAGUGAUUGAGGAAACAAAACUGUGUGGAGACAAAUCGCCAAAGUCAGACAAAGGAGGCAGCGACAAAGAAGAAGAAGGAAAAGUAGAGGAAGAGGAGGACGCUGAAGAACAAGAGGCCGAAGCGAAAGAACAAACCAAAGAUGAUGACGAUAAGGAAGAAGCGGAUGAAAAAGACGACGACGAGACCAAAUCCGAAGGAGAGGAAGAGAAGAAAGACGAGUCUGGAGGAGAGGAAACAAAGAGCGACAAAAAAAGCGAUGUGGAGGAAGACGAAAAGAAAUCCCCCGUAAGUGAAGAAAAGGAGAAACCGGGAAGCCCAGCCGAGGAAAAGCAGCAGGAAGAAAAACAGGAAGUUGUUCGCAACGGCGAGCAGACGAGCCCGGCCAAAGAGGAAGCUAGCCCGAAAGAAGAGGUCCAAACCAGAACAGUGGAGACCAUCACCAACGGAGACAAGCAGAGCAAAGCUGACGCGGAGGAAAAGCCUCAGGAGAAGAAGAAAGUCGCCAAAAAGGUGGAGAAAGUCACUCCGGAAGCCAAGAAGGAAAUCAAAGGAAAAGACUGAUGCCGAUGAUUCUGGCGGGAAAUUAGUUAUAAUCAAUUGUUCGAAAUAAUUCUAUUUGAUGCAAAAUGUGAAAAUGACGCAGCUAGCGAAAAUAAUUGCAUGCGUGUUAAACGAUUAACUUGCAUGCGUGGUUUUGGGAGGACGUCGCCAUGCUGAGCUGUUGCGUCCAGCGCGUUUGAAUUAAAGUGCAAACACAUUACGCUGCUAACGACUCGAACCAUCUCUGUUAACGAGAGAUUUCACGGCGAUGAUGUGAAGUUCUCCAGCAGCUGUUCGGCAAUAAUGGUGCUACAACAAUAUCAUCAUUCGCAGGCACACUUUGAGCAGAAACUCCUUCAUUUCAUCUGCAUACUACUUGCCUUAAGACACAAUGCACUGAACCAAUGAUAAGAGUCGGGUUGUUAACGCUAAACACAAAAGCUGUUUGCAAUGAUACUGUGAAAGCUAACUGGUGCUGCUCUUUGCAAUAUCACAUAAAUCAAUAAAAGCUCAUCAAGUCCUUACAAA
Molecule: messenger RNA, 2648 nt
Organism: Pimephales promelas (fathead minnow)
Lineage: Eukaryota; Metazoa; Chordata; Actinopteri; Cypriniformes; Leuciscidae
Gene: nefmb
Product: neurofilament medium chain b
Biological process (GO): neurofilament bundle assembly
Cellular component (GO): cytoplasm; axon; intermediate filament
Molecular function (GO): structural constituent of cytoskeleton
Source: RefSeq, a predicted model, not a curated record